AUGAUUGUUCCAGUUAGAUGUUUCUCUUGUGGGAAAGUUGUUGGUGACAAAUGGGAGAGUUACUUGAACAUGUUGCAAGAAGAUGAGCUCGAUGAAGGUACUGCUCUAUCUCGUCUUGGUCUGAAGAGAUACUGUUGUAGAAGAAUGAUUCUAACACAUGUUGAUUUGAUUGAAAAGUUUUUGAGAUACAACCCAUUGGAAAAGAGAGAUUGA
Messenger RNA from Nakaseomyces glabratus, 213 nucleotides. It is a transcript of the gene RPB10, whose product is annotated as DNA-directed RNA polymerase core subunit RPB10. Gene Ontology annotation, molecular function: DNA binding; zinc ion binding. Gene Ontology annotation, cellular component: RNA polymerase III complex; RNA polymerase I complex; RNA polymerase II, core complex. NCBI's taxonomy places the organism in Eukaryota, Fungi, Ascomycota, Saccharomycetes, Saccharomycetales, Saccharomycetaceae. The record is from RefSeq and is a predicted model, not a curated record. Gene Ontology annotation, biological process: transcription by RNA polymerase I; tRNA transcription by RNA polymerase III; transcription by RNA polymerase II.